This is a messenger RNA of Oncorhynchus masou masou (cherry salmon), 18250 nucleotides long. RefSeq names its product histone-lysine N-methyltransferase 2C-like. NCBI's taxonomy places the organism in Eukaryota, Metazoa, Chordata, Actinopteri, Salmoniformes, Salmonidae. Gene Ontology annotation, cellular component: nucleus; MLL3/4 complex. The record is from RefSeq and is a predicted model, not a curated record. Gene Ontology annotation, molecular function: histone H3K4 methyltransferase activity; histone binding; transcription coactivator activity. Gene Ontology annotation, biological process: positive regulation of transcription by RNA polymerase II.
UAUUUUUCGGAGUCCACAAGGAGGUUAUUCGGUGUCGCUUUAAACGUGGCCACUGUAAAGAGAGUCACCACGAUAUAACAUAUCUUUUUUUUUUUACAUUAAAGAUAGACCUAGUCAUUUAGCCACCGUCCGUAUUUUUAUUGUAGUGUAAAAAAAAAAUGUUUUUAUGUUUUGCUAAACUCUUAGGUUAGUCUUUCCGGCUUGUCAGCUCGCUCUACUCUGUGGCGGCUGAAGAAAAAAAGAACCAGUUGGCAAGCGAAACGAACGCUCGGAGCCAGCAGCAAACUAGCCAUUUCAUCGUUUAUUUUUGUCGUAAGCAUUGGCUUACUUGUGAAGAUUGUUUCGUUUUAUCCUAAAGACUGUUUGGAGUUUGUCUGCCUUGGAUUACGGAUAUUACACAGUUUCCCUGUAUUAAACAUUAACUGUGCUUGCUAGCUAAACAUUUUAUUUGUGCGACGACAGCUGUCAUUUGGAGAAGGAAAAGUGAUCCGUCAUGCGUGUGCAAUGAAGCUGAUUUCUACUGGAUUUACAUUUUAACAUCCUUCAAAUGGGUGACGUUAACGUUCAAUAUUUGAGAACUGCGGUGGUAUUGCCUUAGUAACUAGUGUGGCCACCUAGCUUGCUACUUAUACUUAUCGUUGGACAGAAGACAGCUAGUUAGCUGGCUAUAUCAUUCAUUCAGCCUCAUAAAUACACUAACUACAAAGUGAUAUAACGAUAGCAAUAUCGCUUACAAUUUUGGACAUGAAGAAAAUAACCUACUAUUCAUAGGGUUGAAAGAAUGUCAUCAGAGGAUAAGACUGUGGAGCCCUCUGACCAGGGACCCUCGCUGCCCUCUGUUAGUGCAGGGGCCACGUCCACAGGAAGCCCUGCCCAGACAGACAAGCGCCCCAGGGGCAGACCUCGCAAGGAUGCUGCCACCACCAUCAUACCCCAGGCCACAACUACAUCCAAGUCCAGGAAGAAGGGGCGUACCAGAGGUAGAGUGGUUGUGGAGGAGGAGGACAACAGCAUGGACGGGACGGAGGCAGCCGCCUCAGGGAGUCCCCCUCAGGACACAACAGAUACACCAGCCAAGCAGCCUGUGGAGAGUGUGGAGGUGGGUGCCACUGAAGGACCAGGGGAGGGGGAAGAGAAGCCCUCUUCUCCCCAGCUCCAGAGCCCUCAGACUUGUGAAGCAGCAGAGCUUUCUGGUCCUGUCACCAACAGAGGAGUUAAAAGCAGUGAGCAGCUCUGUGCCUUCUGUUACUGUGGCGGCCGCAGUCUGCUGGGUCAGGGGGAUCUCCAAGUGUUCGACUCCUCGCCUGGACACGAGCGCAAUGCGACAGGAGGAGGAGGCCAGGCCAACGACCACAGCAAGGCCAGCAAAGGAUACGGCAGAGAUGACAGCGGUGUUGACAGAACCACUCAGCCCAGCGAUGCAGCCGGAGAUGCCAGCUCAGGACAGAGAGGCACACAGAAUGAAGCUGAGAGCCAUGGGGAGUUACCCGACCCAGACAAGGCCAGCAGGUUGUGGGAUGAGCUGGCUCACGUCGGCCUCCCAGGAGAUGUGGACGUCCAGUCUUUCUUUGAGGAGUCGGGGCAGUGCUUGGCGCAUCACUGUUGUGCGUUGUGGUCGCAAGGCGUGUGCGAAGGCGAGGGACAAUCACUGCUCAACGUGGACAUAGCCAUCGACUCAGGGAGCACAGAGCACUGUGCAUACUGUAAACGCCUUGGAGCCUCCAUCAAGUGCUGUGCUGAAGGAUGUGCUCGACUGUACCAUUACCCCUGCGCGGGGGCGGCUGGGACUUUUCAGGAUAUCAGGAGUCUCUCCCUCCUCUGUUCAGAUCACAUAGAACUGGCCAUCAGCAGAUUUCCAGACGACUCUAUCUGUGCACUUUGUGACAGCCCCGGGGAGCUCCCUGACCAGCUCUUCUGUACCAGCUGUGGGCAGCACUACCACGGGUCCUGCCUGGACAUGGCUGUGACUCCGCUGAGGAGGGCCGGCUGGCAGUGCCCCGAGUGCAAGGUCUGCCAGACUUGCAAGAACCCGGGUGAGGACGAUAAGAUGUUGGUGUGUGACAUGUGUGACAAAGGCUACCACACCUUCUGCCUGCAGCCGGCCAUAGACGACAUCCCUACCAACGGAUGGAGGUGUCAGAACUGCAGAGUGUGUAUCCAGUGUGGUACGAGGACGAGUGGUCAGUGGCACCACACAAGCCUGCUGUGUGAUAGCUGUGUCCAACAUCAGGACCCCGCCCUUACCUGUCCACUAUGUGCCUGUAUUCUGGACCCUGAGCACCAAAAAGACCUGCUCUCCUGCCACAGCUGUAAAAGAUGGCUCCACCUGGAGUGCGAGCGCCAGUCGUCAGGCCAAGCAGACAUCCAGCCCAGCCAGGGCUAUGUGUGUUCAAGCUGCAGGCCUACUGGAUCACCACCACAACAGGCCCCACUGCAGGCAGAGGAGGAGGUGGAGGAGAUGGACACAGGAGGUCUAGAGCUGAGCCCACAGGCUGCUAUUCAGAUGCACACAGAAUCAGAAGUGGUUGUUCCAACGCACACGGAUCUAGAACCUGGCGCUAAGCAACUGUGGUCUCCUUCUCCAAUGCACAACGACCCAGAAACGCAAUUACAACCCGUUCCAAUGCCCACAAAUGCAGAACCAGAGCCUGUCCAAGCCACCAACACUGUCUGUGAGAACGCCCUUGAGGAUAGGCAGCCACAGCAGGCUACAUCAGACCAGCAGCCUGGUGUGUCGGGGGAAGCUGCUGCUGUUGAGGGGGUGGAGCAAGAGACUGAGGUGUCUGUCAACAAGGACCGGAGCCAAUUACAUACAGAAAUGCAACCAGCAGCAGAGACCAUGAUCACUUCAAAAGAGAGUCCUGAGUCUCCCAGGUUGAACAAGCAGGAUCCUGAGCCGCCCAUACAUCUUCCAACCCAGACUCUAGCAGAGCCAGAGCAGCCACAGGAUAUGACAACAGGAAUGACCAAGUCAGCAAACACAGAACCCUCUUCUGAAAUGAGGGUGGUCAAACCCAGACCCAGCACAGAGGACAUGAAGGCCAUGACCCCACCCACCACCACCACCACCACCAAAGAACCUGGUACUGCAUCCGUAACCAUCAAGGACGAACCCAUGGAGGCCUCAGCCUCUGAGCCUUCAGAAGUGGAACAGGUUGAAGGUCCUUCAGGUCUGGAGACUGCAGCGAAGGAGGCUUGGAGGGAGAAACAAAUGUCUGGGAUUCUGACUGAUGGGGUUUCGACGGUGGCCGGCGCCUCGGAAGAGAUGGACACCACACCUGAGACUGAGAGCAAGCCUAACCUCUCCCACCUCAGCCCCCCCAUCAAUGAUAAGCCCUACAAGACAUCUAUGGAAAGACUGGCAGAGAUGGCUGCGUCCCCUACCCAUUCCCCCCCUAGGAACAGGGGUCCCUCUCCCAGGCAACCUCCCCAACCCCACCACCCCCACCCUACCCUGGGGGAAAACAGCAGCAGCUUCUCCUCCACCACCCUCAUACCACUCACCCCUAAGAUCGGCAUGGGCAAGCCAGCCAUCUCCAAGAGGAAGUUCUCCCCAGGCAGACCCAGGGUGAAGCAGGGCGCAUGGCAUGGGAGCCCCCAUAGCAGUGUGAGCUCUCCCUCCUGGUCCCCAGACCAGCCAGAGGGGUGGGACGUCUCAAAUACCAGGCAGCUCUCCUCCGGCUGCGGUAGCCCCGGGUGGAGCAUCCGAGUGGGUCGAGGGUCAGGCUUCCCUGGGAGGAGGCGACCCAGAGGGGCGGGGCUGUCGGGCAGAGGAGGGCGGGGCCGAGCCAGGGGGAAGAACGGCGCCAGUCCCACAGUCAACCCGGGGGUGACCUCCAUGGAAUCACCAUACCAGGUAAAGGAAGAAGAGGAGAAUGCCAUGCACAACACUGUGGUCAUAUUCUCCAGCAACGACAGUUUCACAUUGAAACAGGACAUGUGUGUGGUGUGUGGGAGUUUUGGUCUGGGUGCUGAGGGUCGUCUCCUGGCCUGUGCCCAGUGUGGGCAGUGCUACCACCCAUUCUGUGUUGGCAUCAAGAUCACCAAGGUGGUGUUGAAUAAAGGCUGGCGCUGUCUGGAGUGUACGGUGUGUGAAGCGUGCGGCCAGGCCACCGACCCGGGCCGUCUGCUGCUGUGUGACGACUGUGACAUCAGCUACCACACCUACUGCCUGGACCCUCCGCUGCAGAACGUUCCCAAGGACAGCUGGAAGUGCAAAUGGUGUGUGUCCUGUACCCAGUGUGGUGCCACCUCGCCAGGCCGGAGGUGUGAGUGGCAGAAUAAUUACACCCAGUGCGCCCCCUGUGCCAGCCUGGCAACCUGCCCCUUCUGUCUCCAGGACUACAGCGAGGGCGAGAUUGUGGUGCAGUGCCGCCAAUGCGACAGAUGGAUCCAUGGUUCCUGCCAGGGUCUCCAUUCGGAAGAGGACGUGGAGAAAGCAGCAGACAGCAGCUUUGACUGCACCAUGUGCCGUGUCCACAAGACCUCCAAGGCACUAGUGUCCAAGGCCAGAGACUCCAUUGAGCCGGCAGCUAUGACGCAAGUUGUCACAAAGGCUAAAGAAAUGGACUUGGCGAGGACGUACACUCAGGACGGUGUGUGUCUGACGGAGUCGGGCCGGUGUCAGCUCCAGAGCCUGUCGGCCCCUGCGUCGCGGCGUAGGAAACCCAAGCCCAAGCUGAAGCUGAAGAUCAUCAACCAGAAUAGUGUGGCAGUGCUGCAGGCCCCCCUGGACCUGCUGUCAGAACACUCCCGGGACGAGGACAUGGAGGACCACAGAGAGACGGACCUCUCUCUGGACUGCGAGGGAAAGUCUGACUCGAGCCCGGAGCGAGAGACAGCAGAAGACAAGUCCAAGGGGGCCGACGACAGCAAGAAGAGGAAGAGGAAGCCGUACCGGCCGGGCAUCGGUGGCUUCAUGGUGCGCCAGCGGAGCCGUCCAGGUCAGGGCCCAGGCAAGGCCAAACGAUCCCUGAGCAGGAAGGAUUCCUCUGGCUCUGUUUCUGAACCCCCCACAGGGAAGGAAGAGGGCUGGGGAGAGGUGCUGCCUGACACCCCUUUGGAACAGACUCCCCCUGGGCUGGAGGCCCCAGAGAAGAUCAAGAAACGCUAUAGGAAGAAGAAAACCAAGCUAGAGGAGGCCUUUCCCACCUACUUGCAGGAGGCGUUCUUCGGUAAGGACCUGCUGGAUAAGAGCAAGCAGAGCAGGCAACAGGCGGUGGAGUCUGGCCUAAUGGAGGAGGGCCAAGCAAGGGCCGGAGCCGGGCCCCAGAGGGAAAGGAAGCAACCCACCACCAGCUUCCUGGACCCCUCCUCGUACCCCCUCCUCAGUGUGACCUCGGGCACGUCCAGACCCACCAGACCACCAGGACCUCAGCCCUCUGAAGAACCUCUAGUGGAUCUGUCGGAGGUUCUCAAUACGGAUGCAGAUCUCCUGGGAAUGCUGGGGAAACAGACAGGUGACUCUGGUCUUGAUUUUUUCCAUUUCCAGGUUGACACCUCACCUCCUCCUUUUGCUGGUCUGGACAUUGGACCCCUGACAGACAGCUCCCCAGCGCAGUCUCAGUCCGGCCGGAGGCCACUCCGUACGCUCCCAGAUGAACAUCUGGACGGGAUCCUCAGUCCAGAGCUGGAGAUGGCUGACGGUCUGGAGAUGGCUGACGAAUCGAUUCUCAGCAAACUCUACAAAAUACCAGAGCUGGAGGGGAAGGACGUGGAGGACCUGUUCACUGCCGUCCUGAGCCCCAGCCAUCCACCACAGCUGCCUCACCCCCACGGUCCACCUGGAGCCAGCCUGACACACCCACAUGCAGGGAAUGCCAUGUUUCCACGGAUGAUAAACGGGCUGAUGGGACCUAACCAACGAUUCCCUCUGAAUCCGUCCCAUCCCGGAGCAGAAUCAUGUAUCCCAGAUAACUUCUCCCCCCUCCACCGCAUGCCUUUCACUGACAAUCCAAGGGACAGGAAGUUUAAUCAGAUGGCCAGAGAGGCAGUGGGUUCGUGGCAGGGGGCUCCUGGCCCUGUCCACGGUGGCCCAGGCCCCACCCCUCUUCCUGGUGCUGAGGGGGGCGAGGCGGAGGCCAUGUCCAAUGCCCAGAGGAGCACACUGAAGUGGGAGAAGGAGGAGACUCUGGGGGAACUAGCCACUGUGGCCCCUGUCCUCUACACCAAUGUCAACUUCCCCAGCCUCAAGGAUGAGUUCCCAGACUGGUCUACAAGAGUCAAACAGAUUGCAAAGCUGUGGAGAAAAGCAAGUUCGCAAGACAGGGCCCCGUAUGUGCAAAAAGCGAGGGACAACAGGGCUGCUCUGCGCAUCAACAAGGUUCAGAUGUCCAACGAGAGUCUGAAGAGGCAGCAGACGCAGCAGCUGCCGCUGUCCCAGCUGCCCCCGGCCUCACUGCAGCCUCCCGACGAGGUGUUUGACCCCAACAUACCGCUAGACACAGACUUGCUCUUUAAGGACCCUUUGAAACCCAAAGAGUCAGAGCAUGAGCAAGAGUGGAAGUUUAGACAGCAAAUGAGACAGAAAAGCAGGCAGCAAGCCAAGAUCGAAGCCACCCAGAAGCUGGAGCAGGUGAAGAAUGAGCAGCUGCAGCAGCAGCAACAGCAGUCAGGCAGCCAGUCGGAGGGAGACGGUAACAACAGCGGCAACCAGAGUCCUUCCUCCCAGCACGGCAGCAACGGCAGCAUGUCCCCCAUGCAGCACAGCACCGGGGGGAAAGAGGGCUUCAUCCAACGUCAUCUCCCAGGGACGCCCACCUCGGGGCCCCCUGAAGAUGUGUUCCUGCGGCCCCCUCCUCCCCCUCCUUCAGGGGGGUCCUCUCAGCCCCAGUCCCCCCAGGUGUUCUCCCCUGGCUCAUCCAGCUCCAGACCCUCCUCUCCCUGGGACCCCUAUGCCAAGAUGGUAGGGACCCCAAGACCUCCAACUCUGGGGCCCAGCGCGUGUCGCAGGAUGUCCAUGGAUUCUGGCAAGUCUCCCACCUCUUUGAUGGAGCAACAGGACAGAGGGAGGCUCACGUCUCCGGCUCAUGAGGCUUUCGGCUCCCCCACGUCUAUGAGUAGGGAGAUGGAUCCCUAUGCCAAGCCCCCUGACACCCCCAGGCCUGUUUCUGGGGACAUUGACCCCUUCCUAAAGCCUAUGUGCCCACCCAGAGUCAACCAGGGUCCCCACGGAAGGCCCCUGAUAGGCUCUCCAGUGCGUGGAGACCCUUACUCUAGACCCAUGAUCCGCCAAGAGGCCUACCAACGGAUGGCUCAAAACAGGAUGAUCCUGUCAGACCCUUACUCCAGACCUCUGUUAGCUCCCAUCCCGGGGAGCAACGAGCAGGGCUCAGUCCCUCAGUCUUUGUUCAAGACCCCCAUGCCUCCACCCCAGGCCCAGGACCCCUUCAACAGACCAAUGCCUCAUCCCCCAGACCGGUUCUCUCAGCAGGGAGACCCCUACGCUCAGGCCCCUCUGACCCCUCGACCUCAUGAUAGCUUCACCAGUCCACCAAGGAUGGCCCAGCACCAUACCCAGGGCCCCCUUCCCCAGCCCGGCCCAAUGGCACAGUUACCCAACCGAAACCCUUACGCCCAUGCUCCCUCUACUCCAAGGCCCGACCACUUCACAUAUGACCCCUUUGCCCAACCCCCAGGACCCUCAUCAGACCCCUAUGCUCAGAUGCCAGGUACCCCUAGACCUAUGAAUGACCUUAUCAGCCAACUUCCUGGAAACAGACCAUUCUUUGAGUCCGGCUAUGCUCGACCUCCAGGCACUCCUCGUCCAAACGACAACUACAGCCAAUCCUCUGACCCUUAUUCCCAGCAGCCCAACACCCCUCGCCCUGGUAUGAACCAUUUCCACCACCCUCACCCACACCCCCAGCCCCCCGGUCAGAGGAUGUCCCCCGGGCACUCCAUGGAUCCCUACACACAGCAACCUGGUACCCCUCGGCCCCCCAGGUUCUCAAAGUCCCCAGGCAGCCAGAGACUAGCCCCCAUGGAUCCCUACGCUAGUCAACCUGGAAUACCCAGGCCUUUGAGUGGUGACAUGUUCUCCCAGACCCCCAGGCCUAUGCUGAAUGACCCGUACGCCCAGGCUCCAAGCACCCCGCAGCCAGGGAUGGGGUCUGACAGGCUGAGCAGACUGCAGGGGCAGAGGCCUGGUCCCAUGGGGAACCAGGAUCCCUUCUCCCCUCCUCAAAGCGUUAGGCUCCAAGAUGCCCCCUUUCCACACCUUGGGUCACAGACACCAAAGCAUCACGGUGGGAUAGCCGAUGAGGGAUUUUCUCCAUCGCCGUCAAGACGGCCCAACCAGACGCCUAUCCAUGAUCCUUACGAGCAGGCGCCCAUGACCCCACGUCCACAGCCAGCAGACAGACCAGAUAUGAAGGAGCAGCAAGGCCAGGACCCUGGAGGACAGCUGCAAAACCCCUCCCAGAUGCCUGGAACCCCCUCUGAGGUUCAGAGUGUUUCUCUGGCCGACAGUGAGGAGAGACUCAAACAGCGUCAACGCAUCCGAGAGCUUAUCCUGAAGCAGCAGCAGCAGAGGAGUGCCAUCCGCCAGGAGAACGCUGGUAUCAUUGCCCCUGGUCCUGGGACACCUCGACCCUGGCCGCACGAGGGACACGGACAACAGGGCGAGAUGUUCAGCCGGCCCCCUCCACCUUACCCUGGGCCGGGCCCCAUGAGCGGACCAAUGAGAUUCCCUGGAUCUGGACCCUUCCCAGGGGACCAGCGAGGCCCUUUCCCUAAUGAGGGUCAGUUCCCCAUAGGACAAUACUCGGGUGAUCCUAAUAUCAGACAUCAGGGGCCAAGGUUUGCAUUUCCACCUGGUGGACCGGGACCUCAUGGUAGCCAGGAAUUCUUCCCCAGAGGCCCUCACCCCAUGCAGGACAUCCACCCGGGGAUGAGACGCUCCAUGUCUGUAGAUAUGGCCAAGUCCAUGGGGGGCAACCGUAUGGGGCUCCCCCAGCAUUUCCCUCCUAGUGGUGUGCCAAUGCAACAGCACAACAUUAUGGGCCAGCCUUUCAUCGAGCUGAGACACAGAGCCCCUGACAGCAGGCUUCGUCUCCCUUUCGGGUCCUCUGGCAUGCAAGGGAACAACAUGGAUCCCGACCUCCAGCCCCAGAGGCCUCCUGGUUUCAUGGGAGGGCUUGAAUUCCGGUUGCCUCCAAACCAAGGCCCCAGGAUGAUGAUGGAGUCAAUGAGGGACCAGCAGAUGAGCCAAGGCCAGCUGUCCUCCAACAUUGAGAACCUCCACCAGCAUCAGCAGGCCCAGAUGCAAGGGGGAGCCAUGCCAAGGCAAGCCCAGCUAAUGAGGUCCAUGAGCCAGCCUUCUUCGAACGAGACCCAGGGUAUGUCAGCUUCCAUGAUGGUACCUGGGCCUUCUGCUGGGAAGAGUGAUGGUCAGGGAGGAGUCUCCAUGGCUAACAACAAUGACGGAGUGGACGACAAACUGGACACAGACGAAUCAGCCGUCAAAGACCUGGAAGAUGUUGAGGUGAAAGACCUAGUCGAUGCCGAUCUGGACAACCUAAAUCUGGAUCCGGAAGAAGACGGCAAAGACCUAGACCUAGAGACCAAUGACCUGCACCUGGACGACUUCCUGACAUCGGGGAAGUUCGACAUCAUUGCGUACACGGACCCCGACCUGGACGACGUCAAGAAGGACUUGUUCAAUGAGGAACUGGACCUUAAUGACCCCAUGGAAGACCACAGCGACACCUGUGACUUCCAGAAGGCCUUGUCUGAGAAGAGGAGUUCUAGCUGUGGCGGUGCUGCAUCUUCCUUCUCCAAUUUGACGUCUGGAAUGGGGAAGUCAGAGGGAAUGGCCGAGAAGACAGCUGAUGUGAAACAGGAAGUGAACUGCCGUCAGAGCCCCGCCUCCUCCCUGCCUUUCGAGUAUAAGAUCAAAAUGGAGGACAAAGACAACCUGUCUCAGACGUCCAAUGAGAGGACAGAGCAACAAGCAGACGGAAACACUAACAAGCAAUCAGGAGUGCUCUCUGCCUCCACGCCAGUACUCUCUAGCUUACUAAUCAAGCAGCAACCAGAGGACUCCACCUGUGACAAUCAAGGCAGUGGUAACUCUAUGACACAGCCAAACCAAGACACUCAGAACAGCUCUGGACUUAGUAUGGGAUCUCAAACCAUGGAUCCAACUAACAGGGGAGAAGAAGAAGGAGAAGCAUCCAUGUCUACCUUUGAGAUGGACCAGAGUGGGUUGACCCCGGCUCAGCAGGCCCUGUUGGCCCAGACAUUGGGCCAGGCGGGGCCAGGGGGGCACAGACCCCUGCUGCUGGAGGAGCAGCCCCUCCUCCUACAGGACCUGCUGGACCAGGAGAGGCAGGAGCAGCAGCAGCAGAGGCAGAUGCAGGCCAUGAUCAGACAACGCUCCUCUAGUGACUCUUUUUUUCCCAACAUUGAUUUUGACGCCAUCACUGACCCUAUAAUGAAAGCAAAGAUGGUCGCUCUGAAAGGCAUCAACAAAGUCAUGGUUCAAAACAACAUGGGGAUGACACCAAUUGUCAUAAACAGGUUCCAACCUGGUCCUGCGGCACCAUGUCCUGAAAGCACCCCUGUUCCUCCACAGGCCGUUGGACAGGAUGGCAAGCUGACACCCUCAGUGACAAGGCCCAAUCCUCCCAAUUUUGGACCAGGUUUUGUCAACAAUGCUCAGAGGACUCAGUACGAGGAGUGGCUCCAGGAGACCCAGCAGCUGCUCCAGAUGCAGCAGAAGUUUCUGGAGGAGAAGAUCGGCGCCCACAGAAAGUCCAAGAAGGCCCUGUGUGCCAAGCAGAGGACGGCCAAGAAGGCUGGAAGGGAGUUCCCUGAGGAGGACGCAGAGCAGCUCAAACACUUGACGGAGCAGCAGGGUGUAGUGCAGAAACAGCUGGAGCAGAUCCGGAAGCAGCAGAAAGAGCAUGCUGACCUGAUUGAGGAGUAUGGUGUGAAGCAGCAGCAGGGUGGCAGUGGCAUGCCUCCCACUGUGAUGCCAGCAGCAGUGCCAGGAAUGCCACCGAUACAAGGCAGCCCUGCCGGCAUUGUACCAAGUGGGCCUCCAAUGAACCACCCAUCUAUGAACCACAUGGUGCAGCAGGUGCCAAUCCAUCCAAGCCAGCCAAACGCCCCCCCAAAACGAAUGCCCAACGCACCAGCAGGCUGGCAUCCUGGAGCUGCCAUGCCCAUGGGCGGACCCAAUAUGCCCCCUCAGGUUCCCAUGGGAAACCCAGCUCAGCAGCCUCAACUGCCCAUGGGCAACCUGCCUCAGCAGCCCCCACAGAUUCCCCAGCAGAUUCCUCCCCAAAUGCCCCAGCAGAUUCCUCCCCAAAUGCCCCAGCAGAUUCCUCCCCAAGUGCCCCAGCAGAUGCCUCCCCAAGUGCCCCAGCAGAUGCCUCCCCAAGUGCCCCAGCAGAUGCCUCCCCAAGUGCCCCAGCAGAUGCCUCCCCAAGUGCCCCAGCAGAUGCCUCCCCAAGUGCCCCAGCAGAUGCCUCCCCAAGUGCCCCAGCAGAUGCCUCCCCAAGUGCCCCAGCAGAUGCCUCCCCAAGUGCCCCAGCAGAUGCCUCCCCAAAUGCCCCAGCAGAUGCCUCCCCAAAUGCCCCAGCAGAUGCCUCCCCAAAUGCCCCAGCAGAUGCCCAUGGAAAACCAGCCUCAGCCUCAACCCGGCGGGGUCAAACCCCCACAGGGCUCCGGUUUGAAGUUUGACGACAACAACCCGUUUAGUGAGGGCUUCCAGGAGAGAGAGCGUCGGGAGAGGCUGAGAGAACAGCAGGAGAGGCAGAGGGUCCAACUAAUGCAGGAAGUAGAACGUCAGCGCGCCCUAAAACAACGCAUGGAGAUGGAACAGCAAGGCAUGCUGGGGCCUGAUGGGGGGAACAUGGUGCCCCUCUCUCAGAUGCCGUUCUUCAAUGCUGAGCUGCCCCAGGACUUCAUGCAGCAGUUAGGACCGAUGUUCCCCCUGCAGCAGCCCAUGCAGCCAGGGAUGGGCUCUCCUCCCGGGACCUUCAUACAAGGCGGAGACCGGAGGGCCAUAAUGGGUAACGGGAUGAUUCCUCAGGACAUGGGACCUAGUUUUGGGCCUGAUAACAUGGUACUACAGGGUAACUUCGCCCAGGGUCCACACAGACCCCGGAGGUUCAGUGGCCCAGGCGUGAUGCCACAGAUGCCCGGGGAAGGCCCUCCAUUUGGGAGCGGCAACUCCACCACGCCCCUGCCUUCCAACUUCCCCGGCUCGGGUCAGUCUCUAAUCCAGCUCUACUCCAACAUCAUCCCGGAUGAGAAUGGCAAGAAGAAAAGAAAUAGGAAGAAGAAGAAAGACAAUGACGAUGCAGAUUCUGUGAAAACGCCGUCCACGCCUCGCUCUGACCUGACUGCCCCUCUGACACCCUGCCGGUCAGACACAUCCUCCACACCCACCAGGAACAACGCCCACCUUUUCGGGGACCAAGACCUUUCCAGGUCCCCCUUACUUGGCUCCUCCACCUCUACCCCCAGCCAUAGCCACUCAGAGCUGGAGAGGCAGCUCUCUGGAGGGCUGGGUGGAGGGCUGGGUGGUGUAGGGCAGCCUGUAGGGAUGGGUAGCCUCCCAUCAGACAUCUCCCUAGCCAGGGCCCAAGCUCUGGAGCAGGAGCGCAUCCUCAGCAACAUUAAGCUGGAGCAGACUGAGAGCACCGAGUGCCACGGACCCAGAGAUGGCACCUCCUCGCACAUGGGCUCAGGGAUGGGCACGGUGAAGGAGGAGGGUGGAGCUGCAGUACAGAGCCCCUCCCACGGCGGGGGAGCAAAAGGGGAAUCUGGGAGUAACAACGAGCUCCUCAAACAUCUGUUGAAGAACAGGCAGACACCUCUUAAUGGACCAGGGCUUCCCCACCAACGGUCAGACAAGAGCCUGAGGUCUGAGGAAGAGGAGGCGGAUGCAGACUGCAAGGCCCUGCUGCUAAGGCAGAGCUCCAUGGACAGCAACGGGGCGUAUUCAGACGGACAGCUCUCUGGCCUUCCAGAGUUCCCAGGACCACUGCUCACAGGACAGGAGAAGAGGAAAGGCAGGAACAAGAGGAACCCCAAAGGAGGAGAGAGGCCCGCCUCUCGUUACAAGAAGAGGAAGAAAGAAGGGGAGGAGAAGCAACUGGUGCACUCCAGCACUGAUACACUAAUGACCCAGCUCAAACAGCAGUUGUCCCUUCUGCCCCUCAUGGAGCCCCUGAUAGGGAUGAACUUUUCUCACUUUGCCCCCUAUGGCAGCGGCCAGCUGAACGGUGAGAACCUCCUGUCUGGGACAUUUGGCAGUGGCUCUCUGGACGGAGUCUCUGACUACUACUCCCAGCUCACCUACAAGCAGAACAAUCUGAGCAACCCCCCCACCCCGCCAGCUUCACUCCCUCCGACUCCUCCACCUGUAAACCGACAGAAGAUGAUCAACGGCUUUGCCACUACAGAGGAGCUAGCCAGCAAAGCUGCUGCCAUGGUGUCCAAAAAUCUGGCCUCCAAGCCGCUCCACGUCCCAUUCAGGACCGAGGAGGACCUGCUGGCCCGAGCCAUUGCUCAGGGACCUAAAACUGUGGACGUGCCAGCCUCCCUUCCCACGCCCCCUCACAACAACCAGGAGGAACUCGGUAACAGGCUUGGACAGGAGCAUUGUAAGGACCGGGACACACCAGAUAGUUUUGUCCCCUCCUCGUCUCCAGAAAGUGUGGUUGGCGUGGAGAUAAGCCGUUACCCAGACCUGUCAUUGGUGAAGGAGGAGCCCCUCUCCCCCGUCCUCCCCAUGCUCCCCACACCCUGGGGGAAAGGAUCAGAGGUUAGGCUGAAGACUGAGCUCAAGACUGAGCCCUAUGGGAUGUUCUUUGGCUCCCAUUUUGGCCCGCCGUCUAACGACACUAAACCAGGCCUGGUGUCUGUAGCCAUCACCCUGAGACCAGCGGCUGCUGAGAACAUCACAGGUGUGGUAGCUUCCAUCUCAGAACUGCUGUGUGUGAAGAUCCCCAGCAGCUAUGAGGUGAGCAGCACCCCGGGCCCAGACAGGGGGCCCCUGGCCAUGCUCAGCGGCCUGAGGGUGGGCCCCCAAGGAGGCCUGGUGCACCGGCCGGGGGCCCCCAUGAUGUAUCCGGGCCGUGCUGGCGCUGGAGACAUGGGGGGCCCUCACGGAGCCCCAGGCCAGCUCAUCAGGCCUGGGGGAGGAGGACCACAACAGAGGAUGAUGAUGCAACAGCAGCAGGGACAUCCACAGCAGCACAUCCGCUUCCAUCCUGAUGGACCAGGUCCAGCUGCAGUCAGAGGCCCUCAUCAGAAGACCCCCGGCAACCCAGGCUCCAAGCCGCAGUGGUGCUGCCACUGUAAGGUGGUGGUGCUGGGAAAUGGAGUCCGCAAGUCCAUCAAAGACCUUCCAGUACACAAACAGGAACAAGAAGGAUUGUUGCGUUCCGAGGGGAACUUGGUCUUCUGCAGCCACAGCUGCUUCCUCCUCUACUCUGCUUCCUCCUCCUCCUCCUCUUCCUCCUCGUCGCAGGCCAGAACCACUACAGACUCCAAGGACACGGUAGCCCUCCUGUCUCCAGACUCGGACCAGAAAGUGAGCCUGUCUAAAGCCCUCCACCAGUACAGCAACAACAUGUCCUCUCUGGAUGUCCACUGUCUUGCCCAGCUCCAGCUCAAGCAGUCCCCUCCCUCCACUUCACCCAUCCCCUUCCCCCCAGCCAGUGACACCCCAAAGACCCCUAAGACAGAGGCCAAGUCAGACACCAUCAAAGUGACGGUGAAGCUGAAGGCGCGGGGCCCCAGGGCUCAACAGGAGGGCUGGCACCAGGGGAAGAGACACAAGGGUCUUCAUUGGAGGAAGUGGACAGUGCAGGUGGUGGUGCCCAGAGGAAGCUCCCAGCUCCCUGAUGAGGACCAGAUAGAUGAGCUGCUGAGGAAGCUGGGAGCGUCUCUCCGCCCCGGGGCCAGUCUCAGGGACCAGCGCCGCUGCUGCUUCUGUCACCAGCUGGGGGAUGGGGUCACCGAUGGCCCUGCCCGACUCCUCAGCCUGGACCUGGACGUGUGGGUGCACCUCAACUGUGCCCUCUGGUCCACCGAGGUGUAUGAGACGCAGUCAGGCGCUCUGAUCAAUGUAGAGCUGGCGCUGAGGCGGGGUUCGGCGGUCCGCUGUGCCUUCUGCCAGCAGAUGGGUGCCACCAGCGGCUGCCACCGCCUGCGCUGCACCAACAUCUACCACUUCACCUGCGCCCUGCAGGCACACUGCAUCUUCUUCAAGGACAAGACCAUGCUGUGCCACGCCCACCGACCCAGAGGCUCCACCCACGGUGGCUCUGGCCACGUCCUGGAGCAUGAGCUGCGCUGCUUCGCUGUGUUCCGCCGUGUCUACAUCCAGAGGGACGAGGUGAGGCAGAUGGCCAACGCCGUACAGCAGCCCGAGCUGGGCUACACCUUCAGAGUGGGCAGCCUGGUGCUCUAUGCCGUGGGUCAGAUCACCCCGUCCCAGAUGGCCGCCUUCCACUCGGCCACAGCCAUCUUCCCCGUGGGCUACGAGGCAUGCCGCAUCUACUGGAGCAUGCGCCAUGGCAACCGUCGCUGCCGCUACCUAUGCUCCGUAGAGGAGAGGGAGGAGCAGCCGGAGUUCUGCAUCCGCGUCAUUGAGCAGGGAUACAAGGACCUGGUCCUCACUGACUCCACUGCCAAAGGAGUGUGGGAUAAGGUCCUGGUUCCGGUGGCUGACAGGAGAACAGAAAUAGGAACUUUGAAACUCUUCCCUGUCUAUCUGAAAGGAGAGGACCUGUUUGGGCUCACCGUGUCUGCAGUUACCAAGAUCACUGAAUCGCUCCCAGGGAUAGAGGCCUGUGACAGGUAUACCUUCCGUUACGGCCGUAACCCUCUGAUGGAGCUGCCCCUGAUCUUUAACCCCUCCGGCAGUGCCCGGGCCAUGCCCAAAACCAGCUCCCCAUCCACCGCCGUUGUCAUUAGGCCCCAGCCGGUAUCCAGCACCACCAAUACCUCCUCCAGGUGUCAGAACACAGCCCAGGGGGAGGGAGGUGUACCCCACACCAAGCCUCCCAUGGUGCACCACAGGUCAUCGCAGUACCGCUGGAUGAAAAGUGAGUGGAGGGCCAACGUCUACCUCGCUGCCUCCAAGAUCCAGGGCCUGGGUCUAUAUGCAUCCAGGGACAUAGAGAAACACACCAUGGUGAUCGAGUACAACGGAACCGUCCUCCGCAACGAGGUGGCCAUCAGGAAGCAAAGGACUUACAAGUCUCAGAAUCGUGGCGUGUUCAUGUUCCGCAUCGACAGUGAACAUGUCGUUGAUUCCAGUCAGACAGGGGGUCUAGCAAGGUACAUCAACCACUCUUGUACCCCAAACUGUGUCGCUGAGGUGGUAACCUUCGAAAGAGGUUAUAAAAUCAUCAUCACCUCCAACCGCAGAAUCGAGAAAGGAGAGGAGCUUUGUUUUGACUACCAGUAUGACUGUGUGGACGGCCAACACAAGAUCGCCUGUCACUGUGGAACAGCAGACUGCAGGAAAUGGAUCAACUGAGAAAAACCUCAAAUGACAACAACAAACAUAAAUGCAUUCCUUGCCAUAUUAUGCAGAUGCCCUGAUCUCUGUCUAGAAAGGGAGAGGUGUGUCAGACUUUGCUAGACCGAGCAGAAGGCCUGAGUAAACCCUAAGAGUGACGCGUGAAUGGAUUCCCAUGUUUGGAAGCAUAGACUGAAUAUGGACAGAAGGAAAGGGUGUGGAAAGAGGAGAGCAGGAAGAAACAACAGCACAUAGACAUGUGAUUCGUGCCAUAUUACGCGAGAGGAUGGGUUUUGAUGGAAGGACUGUCAAUGAGUGCAGCGUCUGUGUAUUAGUGAGAGGAUAUACAGUAGGGCACAGAUGAGAAUCCACCAGCGAAUGAGGCGAGCGCACUGUGCAGGGCGUGGACCCUAUUGGUUGUUAAGGGCAGGCCCUUUUGUUUAAAACUUUAAAUGUAAAACCAUUUGACUAAAUGUAGACAUCACUGAAUGGGGAAUGUACAGCAAUGACUACCGCGAAGGGAAUAUUAACUUGCACUAAAAAAAAAGACACACGUACACACAAACUUUAAGAUACUUGAUUCCAUGAGUCAGUUUUAUCAUUUCUGUCAUGUGAUUUGAGUGAAAUUCGAGAGGACGUUUUGUAUUUAUUAUUGAAUGAAUGAAUUUUUUUCUCAAAAUGAUGAGACAGUAAAAAAGAAGGUUAAACUGAUAUUGUUUUCUGAAGAUUGAAGAAAUUCUGUUACUUGUGUACAAAUGUAUAUAAACAAAAUAUAGGAAUAACUGACCAAAUACUACCUUAACCUUCUUGAUGUUUGGGUGUUUUUAAUUAUUAUUUUAUUUUUUGUCAUUGCAGUUUAUUUAAGAAGGAUGUCAUAAUAUCAGUUUCAGAGUAUAUAUUAUGAUUAUUCUGUACAGAAUUUGUAAAAUAACCACAAUAAUUCACAAAGUAUUUUUGUUGUAUUAAAAGUAUGGUAUUGUAGCUUAGUGUUUUUGUGAUUUACACGUACUUUGACCACUCAAAAAGAAAUAUUUUUGGUGACUGAGUGUGGAAAGGAGUUAUUGGUUAAAGAAUAAAAAAUGGUAAAGACAUCAUUCUGACAUCUUUGCUGUUAAUCAGGUUUGAUUUUAUAGAGCUGUGAAUAGGUUUUAAACCACCCAAACACAAUUUUAACUUCUUUUUAACCCAAAUAUGUGUAGGAAUAUAACCUUGUUUUUUUUUACAUAGAAAUUGUGUACAGACGUCGUAUGAUAUUGCUUACUGCUUCAGGCGUUUGAAAUUAAAGUGUACUGAAAAAAUUAAAUAAUGUUUCUUGCAGAGGAAAAGGUCGGGACAUUUGGUGGUGCUACAUUUUGAAAAGAGAUGACAUUCUACUUAAUCAGAAAUGUAUGUGAUAUUGACACAUCACAAGCCACAUACAGUAGUUAGAUGUUUUGCGAGCACAAUUUCAACUCGACUGUAAAAUAUUGGAGCCAGUCUUAGAACUUGUAAUGUAUAUGGCAUGUAUUUUUUUAACUUUCCGAAGACUCAAUUGUAUAUAUUUUCUCAAUGAAUGGUUGUAACAAAAUUGUUUCUUGGAUAUUUUUCUUCUCUUGUAUAAAAUGACAUCGUCCUACCAGUGUGUUUGUGCUAAAUUUUUCUUGGUCCUGUAGUCUCAAAAUGUUUUUAAAAAUGCAUUUAGAACUGUACAGAGAAAUAUGAGGGUUGGCGUUUGGAAUUGAAUUUAGAAGCAUUUACAAAAUAAACUAUUUUACAUCUUAA